Molecule: messenger RNA, 2986 nt
Organism: Fonticula alba
Lineage: Eukaryota; Rotosphaerida; Fonticulaceae
Product: TKL/LISK/LISK-DD1 protein kinase
Exons: 4
Coding region: 122-2986 (954 amino acids)
Biological process (GO): protein phosphorylation
Molecular function (GO): ATP binding; protein kinase activity
Source: RefSeq, a predicted model, not a curated record
UCUCUCUCCCCCUCCCUCCCCUCCCUGCCCUGCCUUUCCUCGCCCGCCGCGCCCUCCUGAAACCCCUCCAGCGCGACACGCCUCUGCCCCCCCGCCGCGCCCCCUCUCCCUCUCGUGCGCCAUGGACUCGCUUAGCCUUCGCUACGAGGACCUCGAGUUCGGUCGAUGUAUCGGUCGCGGGAACUUCGGCGGCGUUUUCGCCGGCGAGCUCUUCGGCACGCCGGUGGCCAUCAAAUGCCUGAACCCCCCGCCGCGAUCCAUGCUCCAGACGGCCGACGGCGGCAGUGGCGGCGAGGAUUCCUCCGAGGAGGAUCCCUUCGACAACUUCUCCGACAGCGGCAGCGACUCCGAGGAGAUCACCGUUCCGCUGAAGGGCGGCUCCGAUGAGGUGGUGCUCUCGAAUGAGGAGCUCGAGCGCUACUGGGCCCGCGAGAUUUCCAUCCUCACGGCCGCCCGGCAUCCGAACAUCGUGCAAUUCAUGGGCAGCGCCCGGGACCGCCACGGGCGCCUGUGUGUGGUGACCGAGUUUGUGGGGCCCGGCGCCGCGGACCCCCGCCCCGGGGACCCCUCCUUCAAGGACCUGUCCCCCCCCUCGCGCCGGCCGAAGGCUGGCAGCGCCAAUCUCUCGUAUGUGGUCCAGCGCCGGGACCUCCCUUGGCGAAUCCGCCUGGAGAUCGCCCUCGGCGUGGCCAAGGCCAUGGCGUACCUGCACGCCCUGGGAAUCAUCCACCGCGACCUGAAGAGCGAAAAUAUCCUCCUCCACCCGGAGACCAUGACCCCGAAGGUGUGCGAUUUUGGCUUCGCCCGGGCCCUGGACCGCGCGGCGGCCGCCUCCACCGGGCGCCACGCCCGGCCGAUGACCGUCUGCGGCACCGACUGGACCAUGGCCCCGGAGGUCAUCCUGUGCAUGCCAUAUGACGAACGUGUGGAUGUUUUCUCCUUCGGCAUUGUCAUUGCCGAGCUCUUCAGCCGCGUGAAGCCCGACGCCCGGAACUUCCGCCGCGUUAUCCCCGGCUUCGGCCUGGACCCGGUGGAGGUCCGCGCUCUGGUCCAGCCCUCCUGCCCGCCGGACGCGGUUGACUUGGUCCUCUCCUGUGCGGAGGACGACCCGGCCAAGCGCCCUCUCUUCCCGCGCAUCAUUUCCAUGCUGAAGCCCAUUGUGCCGGCCGGUGCGGCGGUGGAUGCCGCCUUCCAGAAAGCGGCGGCUGCUGCGGCCGCCAGCUCGGCCGCGGCCGAGCCCCCGGCCGCGGCACCGCCACCCGCGCCCCCGGCAACCGGCAACGCCCGGGCCUCCCCCCAAGGGUCUCCCUUGUCAAUUUGCAUCGACACCAUCUCCCCGGUCUCCGGGUCGGUCAGCUCCGACUUCCUGGCCACGCCGGUGGUCGCCGGGCGCUUCCCCCCGCCGGAGCUGAUGCUGACGUCGCCAUUGUCACUGCUGCAAUUGGACUCGCCACACCAGCCGGUCACCCCGUCGCCGGUGGUUUCCCGCCCGCCCUCGCCGCCGCCCCUGGAGAUCAGCGGCGCACGCCCGGUGGAGGUGGCCUCGCCGGCUCGGUCAACCCUGCCGAUGGAGCUCCGGCCGCUGGUCGAGCGUGGCCAACUCCGGUCCAACAUGUCCAUCCGCUCGGAGCGCCUCGGCGGGCUGGUCCUUCACCGGCUCCUGGAUCGCACCACCUCGGAGUUCAUCUUCUACCUGCAUAGCGAUGAACUGCAGGCAUAUGCCGUGUCCUUGACCCUGCCACCGGGGAGCCACUUCACCUUCGAGACGCUGCCGCGCCUGUCUCCCGGCGAGUCGCCCGGGCCGGAUCGCAUGACCGACCCGGUGGCCCUGCGCGAUGUCACCCUGUCCGAUGACGGGUUCUCCGUCGGAGCCGUGAUCCAGCCCGGCUCCGGGAGCUGGCUGGCGUCGAUCCCCCUGCCGGCGGCCGGGCCGGCUGCCAAGCGCGUGCCGGAUGUGCCGCUGUCCUUCAAGCGCCAGCCCACCGGGGCCACCGUCCGCCGGGAGACCCUCUCCGGGAUUACCCUCGAAACUCGCGUGCAGGAGCUCCAGCCGCCGGCCACCCCGGGCGAGUCCUCCGAUGCCCUGGACUCGGGUGACGCCUCCCGGCACCAGAUCAGCUUCUUCGUGGAGAACUCCUACCCCUUCCCGAUCGAGCUGCUGGUGGAGCUGCAUGGCACGGUGUAUGACAAGAAUGGCCUGUCCUUGACGUCGGCCGGCGCGCUGGAUGAGCGCCAUGGCGCCGUGGCCCGGCAUCAGCGGACGCUGAGCCAGCAGUCCACCGGGCCGGAGCCGAUCUGCCUCUUGCGCCAUGUGGUUCCCCCCGGGCCGCAUGCGCCGUCGCUGGUGGGCCGCGCCACCACCGGGCCGGAUGCCACGUUCACCUGGCGCUUCCGCCAGCUGGCCGUCUUGAACCCCAGCAGCCCGGGCGGCCCUCUUGGCCAGCAGCUGGAUGCCGCCGCCGCCGCCGCCGCCGCCGCCGCCGCCGCCGGUGCCGGCAGCCCUCCAUCCUCGACUGGCGUCACUGGGUCCACUGUCGCCGGCGGGGCUCCCACCGAUCAGAUCAGCUUCCUCAAUGGUGUGCGCCUGGUCAAGGGAUUUACCCCCUGCUCGGACCCCCAGGCCCCCAUCCACGCGGCGGCCACCGAUCCGGAGCUCUGGCUAGGCGAUGCCGGGCUCCAGUCCCUGGGCCAGGCGUCUCCCGCGCGGCCGAUCCCCGGGUAUUAUUCCCUCAGCGUCAGCAACACCCGUCGUCGACCGAUUGUCGUGUUCAUCGACCUCAUGCUUCCGGAGGCGGCCAUCUCCUCUGCCGAUGGCUCCACUGCCGGUCGGAGCGCUCGCCAGCCGCCGAAGCUUUCCUGCCACCGGGUGGUGGAGGCCGGCACCGAGGACCUGGUGGCCUUUUUCGUUUCGGGGAUGGGCUACUCUGUCGAGUGGGGCUGGUCCUAUGCCACCGAUGGUGGGAGUCCGCAGUCCGGCUCUCCCUGA